Amphimedon queenslandica is the source of this 482-nucleotide messenger RNA. RefSeq names its product inhibitor of nuclear factor kappa-B kinase subunit alpha-like. The transcript has 3 exons. Gene Ontology annotation, molecular function: protein serine/threonine kinase activity; ATP binding. The record is from RefSeq and is a predicted model, not a curated record. Gene Ontology annotation, cellular component: phagophore assembly site; autophagosome; phagophore assembly site membrane. Gene Ontology annotation, biological process: reticulophagy; piecemeal microautophagy of the nucleus; autophagy of mitochondrion. NCBI's taxonomy places the organism in Eukaryota, Metazoa, Porifera, Demospongiae, Haplosclerida, Niphatidae. The coding region runs from base 48 to 482 and encodes 144 amino acids.
CAACUUCUUGAGUUUUUGUUUCUUUUCUCGUUCUUUUAGCUAUAGUUAUGAGUAUUAGAAAGAGUUGGAAGCGUGCUCCUAUUGGCCGAGGCUCUUUUGGUGAUGUUUCACUUUUUACUAGUAAUGAUGGGGAUCAGAUUGCGUUGAAAGAAAUGAAAUUGGAGCCAUUACGUUAUCUAGAUUCUCACGAGAGGGAUGAGAUAAUUGUUAGAUUGAGGAACGAGAUCAAGAUAAUGGGGGAACACGAUCAUCCUAACCUUAUUAAAGCUCUUGGCCCACCUCCAGAUAUUCCCUAUCAUCCUCCUGAGGACAUGAUGCAUGUAUGGAUGGAGUUUUGUAAUGGUGGAGAUUUAAGAAAUGUAAGUUUACUAAUUCAGAGAAGGACGGGAGAAGAAAUUACGUGUAAAAUAUUUAUGUGUAAAAUAUGUCCAUUGUAUUUAAUGAAAAAAUGGCUAGGGGAGAAUUCUUAUUACGUUUUCUGA